Hirsutella rhossiliensis is the source of this 627-nucleotide messenger RNA. Its product is annotated as DNL zinc finger domain-containing protein. Gene Ontology annotation, molecular function: protein-folding chaperone binding; zinc ion binding. The record is from RefSeq and is a predicted model, not a curated record. The coding region runs from base 1 to 627 and encodes 208 amino acids. NCBI's taxonomy places the organism in Eukaryota, Fungi, Ascomycota, Sordariomycetes, Hypocreales, Ophiocordycipitaceae. The transcript has a single exon. Gene Ontology annotation, cellular component: mitochondrion. Gene Ontology annotation, biological process: protein folding; protein stabilization; protein import into mitochondrial matrix.
AUGGCGUCCAACGCAGCAGCAGUGAUCCCUUCGCUCCUGUCUCGCCUGUCGCAGCCCGCCCGCCCGUGGGCUCUCCGAGCAUCGCAGUUCACACCCAAAGGUGCCGCCUCAUCGUGGACAACAAGAGGCUUUGCACCCUCCCAUGUCCGCUUCGCCCACGCCAUCCCGCGUCCCGCGCAACCCAAGGGCCCCUCCGUCCAGCUCAAGCCCCAGCACGAGGCCGAGGCCAUCGUCUCGGGCCAGGCUCCCGACAGCGAAAGCGGGCGGCCCGCCAUCCCGCGACACGCCCACCGCCAGGCCGCCUACUACCAGCUCUCCUUCACCUGCGUCCCCUGCGGCCACCGCUCCCACCACAACAUCUCCAAGCAGGGCUAUCACACCGGCUCCAUCCUCAUCACCUGCCCUGGCUGCCGGGACCGCCACGUCAUCAGCGACCAUCUCGAAAUCUUUGGCGACCGCAAGAUCACCGUGGAGGAUCUCAUGCGGGAACGGGGCCGCCUCGUCAAGCGCGGCAGCCUGGGCGAGGACGGCGACGUCGAGUUCUGGCCCGAUGAGCCGCCUGAGCAGUCCACGAAAGAGACGUCCGAGAGACUGACCGGCGAUUCGAGGGAGGCGCGAGACUCGUGA